This is a messenger RNA of Suillus subaureus, 1041 nucleotides long. RefSeq lists its product as uncharacterized. Bases 1 to 1041 code for a protein of 346 amino acids. The record is from RefSeq and is a predicted model, not a curated record. Lineage: Eukaryota; Fungi; Basidiomycota; Agaricomycetes; Boletales; Suillaceae. The transcript has 9 exons.
AUGGUAAUAUUCUUCCCUGAGCUGGGCUACUGUGAUGGCAACUGGAAAUGCGAUGCCAUUGUGACUGCUAGCUAUACCUCUUGGCACAAGAAUCACAUCAACUGCUUGGACUGUAAAGGGACCUACAAACCAACAGCAGAAGACGUCAUCGAUUUUUAUAACCUCGAGACACUGGACUCUGAUGACACUGAGGGUACUAACACAAAGACUACCAAAUGGCAGACCUGUGAUUCUGAACCACUUGACACCAGGUCAAAUUCCAGUAAGAAGCAGAAGUCCUCAGAAAUAUCUACAAUUGAAUAUGCACCACCAUCACUACCAGUCCCAGAAGCCAUGGACUCAACUAGUCGAUCCCCUACAAUAGUUCCAGAUGGGAAUACCCCACCAGAUUCAGAGUUCCAGCCCACUAAUGACCAUUCCAUUUCAAUGAUUGCCAAAUCUCAUGCUGCUAGCUCCUCAAAGGAGAUGCCCACAUCCAGUGCCCCUGCCAGAUUCCAUGCAUGGUCAUUGAAAUUUGCAAACCUGCUCACUACUCUUGAACCAACCAACACUAAUCAACUACCAUUAAUUCAACCUCCCCCCUCUGAAGAUAUUCAGUCUAUGACUCUGGCAGAGGAACCAAUAUCUAUACAGCCCACCAGUGAACCUGUGCUGCAGCCUUCCAUUGUACUGAUGCCAGGACACUCCCCAGAUGACUCUGAGAUGGUCCCCAAUGCCCACCCACCAGCCACUAUUCAAACCAGUGUGCCAGCAAAGAAGUCAAGGAAGAUGCAGAUCAGGAAAGCACAAAAUGGAUGUAACCUAUGUGCACGUGAAUGGCUCACUUGUAACAAGACUGGAUCAGCAGCUGAGCUCAAGGCCUACUAUGAUGGACUGUCAGAUGGAGAGAAAAAGUCAUAUGAUAAGCUUGCUGCCAAGAAACUAGUGAAUGGCCCCAUUAGCGACACCACUCUCCUUCCAACCCAACUUCUUGCAACCUCACUGCCUCCCUGCAUUAUCUUGAUCAUCCUUGCACAAGGAUCGCUGUCAGCGACAGUAUGA